This is a messenger RNA of Sarcophilus harrisii (Tasmanian devil), 2266 nucleotides long. It is a transcript of the gene DCTD, whose product is annotated as dCMP deaminase. The record is from RefSeq and is a predicted model, not a curated record. The coding region runs from base 141 to 701 and encodes 186 amino acids. The transcript has 6 exons. Gene Ontology annotation, biological process: dTMP biosynthetic process; dUMP biosynthetic process. Gene Ontology annotation, cellular component: cytoplasm. Lineage: Eukaryota; Metazoa; Chordata; Mammalia; Dasyuromorphia; Dasyuridae. Gene Ontology annotation, molecular function: zinc ion binding; dCMP deaminase activity.
AGGGGCCGCAGCAGGUGGCGAGGCUGCCUCCUCUGUGGCCCGGAGAGCUUCAGCGAGCACCGGUCCCGCCUCCGGCUCCUCCUCUUCCCGCUUUUGUUGGCAGCGCGUGGAGGCGGGAAGGCGGCUGCAGCUGCGGCGAGAUGAGCCGGGACCAGCUUGCAGGCUCGAGCCACAGUGAAACAACUAAAAAACGGGAUGAUUAUUUGGAAUGGCCCGAAUACUUCAUGGCUGUGGCCUUUUUAUCUGCUCAGAGGAGCAAAGAUCCAAAUUCCCAGGUUGGGGCUUGCAUCAUCAACGCAGAAAACAAAAUUGUUGGAAUCGGCUACAAUGGGAUGCCCAAUGGGUGUAGUGAUGACUUGCUUCCCUGGAGGAGAACAGCUGAUAGUAAACUGGACACAAAAUAUCCUUACGUGUGCCAUGCUGAAUUGAAUGCCAUUAUGAACAAAAACUCAGCCGAUGUGAAGGGUUGUACCAUGUAUGUCGCCUUAUUCCCGUGUAAUGAAUGUGCUAAACUCAUCAUCCAGGCAGGUAUAAAAGAAGUUAUUUAUAUGUCUGAUAAAUACCACGAUAGUGAUGAAACCACAGCUGCAAGACUCAUGUUUGACUUGGCUGGGAUUAAAUUCAGGAAAUUCACGCCCAAGUACAGCAAGAUUGUCAUUGACUUUGAUUCAAUUAACAGCAGACCGAGUCAAAAGCCUUAGUGAGUUACAUCUCAUUAAAACUCUAGAAGAUUGGGAUUAUCCUCUUCUUAAGAAGCUGCUAAUGCCUUUCAUCUUGAAGUUACCCAUAACUUUUUAAUAGCCAGUACAGCAAAAGUAGACAUCUAAAGAAUAUAAAGCCUCAAAUCUUCCUUACUGUCUCUCUGGUCACAUGGAAUCUACAUGUAUUUAAACUAUUGAUUUGAGAUUUGAAAUGGAGAAACAUGUAUAGCUUGGACAAGGCUGGGGUAGGAGGGAUUCUUCCUCCUCUAGAAGAAACACAACACAGUGAAAGGAAUCAGAUUUGGAGUGGGAGAAGCUGGGUUCGAAUUCUGUCAUACUAUAAAUUGGGCAAAUGACAAUUUGUUGCCUUUGAUUUUUUCAUCUGUAAAAAUAACAGGUCCAUGGUCUGGGGCUCUAUUUUAAGAAUGCCUUACCUAGCUUGGUACCUAAUCAUUGGAGCUGGUUGGGAUUACUUAGGUAGACCACACCAUCUUAUUAUUUUGGUUUAGUCUUUCACUAAACACAGUAUGCUUACUUGUGCUAAAAGAACAGAUAAAUAAUUGUUGUUGUCUUCUUAGCAGGAAAGAGCAGACACACUGGGUUGAACAUCUGGUCUCAAUGAAGUAGAACAUGGAAGUGCCCUUGUUAAAAACAGAGGCUCAAAUUGCAGUAGUUUCAACAUAGCGCUAGGCAUAGGUCACUAAAAGGUGGUGAUCACAUAUUUAUGAUUGCUAGCUUGUCCUGUCAGAUUCUGACCGAGGGGCAAGCACUAUAUCAGUAAAUAUGGACUGAGUGCUUACUUGAAUGAUCCAGGCAGUUAGUUACCUUAGUCAUGAGAUCUAAGCAAAAACAGCUGUUUUUUUUUUUUUGUGAAUUAUUUUAUGCUUUUCUGUCAGAUCCUGCAUUUAAUUCAGCUUGUUCUUUAUAGUUCCAUAUAUUGUCAAUUUUAUGGAAUAAUCUAUUUCCAAUCCUAAAAACAAUAUAGGUUUAAGGUCAAGGAUUCACAGGAUUUCAUGUUUCAAGGGAUUUUCAGAUAAAAAUUAGUGCACCCUUCAUUUAACAGAUGAGGCAACUGAGGCAAUAAGAAGGGAAACCCAGGAAACAAGUAUUAGAGUUGACAUUCUGACCCAUAACUCCAAACCCGUUGUUCUUUCACCUUCCCCUUCUUGUCUGCUAGAAACCAUGUCUCCAUAUCAAUCCUGGGUUCUGUCUGUCCUCUUGAAGACCACCUUUGUUCAUAACCUGGGUUACUAACAUGAGAUCGAAUUUAAAAUAAAAACACUGAGCCCACUUGGAGGCAGCCUGUUCUAGCUAGAGUGGUGACUUGGGCGUAUUUAAUCAAGCUGGCUCAUUGCCUUUGUCUUCAAAAAUAUUGCUUAACCAAACAGCCUCACUAAUCAGCACGAGGUUUGGGAAUGCAUGUCAGUGCACCUUGUCUUUUAUCUAAUUUAAUUUUUUAUUAGCUAUGUUUAGUACCUUUGUUUAGAAAUGACUUUCCUCCUAGAGAGCAUUACUUGCUCUGUCUUUUAAAAAAAUAAAAUAAAGCAUUAUAUUUUGCUGAACUU